Sipha flava (yellow sugarcane aphid) is the source of this 688-nucleotide messenger RNA. RefSeq lists its product as uncharacterized. The record is from RefSeq and is a predicted model, not a curated record. The transcript has 3 exons. Lineage: Eukaryota; Metazoa; Arthropoda; Insecta; Hemiptera; Aphididae. The coding region runs from base 83 to 622 and encodes 179 amino acids.
CUCCAGGACGCGGUCCUCGGUGACCGACUACGACGACGUUGAACAACCUGAAGUCGCUACGUCGGACGUUCACCUCGAUAACAUGAAGUAUUUACAACCUAAUAUGGAGUAUUUAGAUUAUGGUACGAAAUUGGCAUCAUGUGAAACAACGGUGGGAAAUGUUCUUAAAGAAUUGUUAAUACAAUUACCGACAAUAACGGAUAAUAUCAAAUGCUCAAUUCCCACGUGUGCAAAGACUAAUCCUUUGUUUUCGUCGUACAUAACAAUAAUUGUAAUGAAUGGACAUUUAAAUUUGUUGGAAGAAGAUAUUACAGCAAGAUUAAUGAUUGAAACUUCCAAGUGUCAAAAUACAUAUCAAAAAGGAAUGAAUUGCAAAGGAAUAAAAUCAAUUGAACCAAGAAUUUCAACAAUACAUUUGUUUAUUGAAUUACUCAAUUGGGAAGAGAAUGCAACCAACCAAAAUAUCGAUUCUGAAGUGGCCCAACAAGUUUUAAUAAGUUUAGAAAAUAUGCCUCAAAUCGUAAAAGUGAAUAAUGUCCAGUAUUAUCUAAGAGGAAUAUGUUCCCACGCGCAUGAGUUAAACGGACAAAUAAACGAUAUAGGAUAUUACCGUGACUACUAAUGUUGGAAACUGGGAAUUGUACGACAACCAACGACCUAAGUCCGUCCCAAUAAAUUUCAAAACUGU